UAUUUAACAUAACCCGUUUAUGUCACAUCUAUCAUGCACAAUUGGAUUUGUGCUUCCUUGCGCGCAUGUGUGAGGGUGUUUGUGUUUGGAUGAGAGACAGAAGGAGAGACAGUGGAUGUGAGAGAGAGGGUUAGUUGAAAUGCGCGGCGCAUUCUUGUGUGGAGGGCGAAGCGAGCAGCCGUCCGCAGGGCAGCGGAAUUGCUCGAAAUAUCAACACUUCCAAUAGAAGCCUCACUCCGCACAGCAGAGGGAAUCUUUUCGUUUUUACAUGUUUGCUGCAAAGCGAGGUCGUUCCAAGUGUUUAGUCCGCCACAAACCAAACUGAAUUUCUGCUGGAAGUUGUGCCGCCUGGAUCCUCCACAGAGUGUUGUACCUCCACCACCCCGGGAGGGUAGAUUCGUGUCCUGCUGCGUGCAGAGGAGCCGCAGCGCAGGAGUUCCAUUAGGAGCAUAUCGAGAAAAUGAUCCCGAGGUGAGCUGACGUCCAGCUGUGGUCAUCUGUGAGUGGUAGGAGCUCAGUGUAAAGAGGAACCUCCUGACUGAGAAGGUCAAAAUGUCUCCUGCUACCAUCAGCCUGCUGACCCUCACCCUCCUCACCCUUUCUCCCUCUGUUUCCAGUCAACAGGUCCCCAGUAACUGUGUGAUCAAGAGGGAACAGGAGAAAUGCCUGGAAAUGAUGGCCUUAGAAGAUCUUACUCCAGAAUUUGUCUGUCCGUGGUUUUGGGACAAUCUGACGUGUUGGCAGCCAGCCAGGAUCGGUGAGGUGAUCGAGGUCAACUGCCCUGAACUCUUCUCUCAGUUCAUGAGUGAAGAAGACUACGAACUGGGGAAGGUGAGUCGUAACUGCACCGAGUUUGGCUGGUCAGAGCCCUUCCCCCACUACAUCGACGCUUGCCUGUAUGAGGAAGGAAACAACAUCACCACGGACAUGUAUUAUGUGUCAGUGAAGGCUCUGUACACUGUGGGCUACAGCACCUCCCUGGUCUCCCUCACCACAGCCAUGGUCAUCCUGUGCAGGUUCAGGAAGCUGCACUGUACCAGGAACUUCAUCCACAUGAACCUAUUUGUGUCAUUCAUCUUGAGAGCUAUUUCUGUCUUCAUCAAAGAUGGCGUGCUGUACGCCAAAGAGGACAGCGAGCACUGCUUAAUACACACUCUGGAGUGUCGAGCCGUGAUGAUAUUCUUCCACUACUGCGUCCUUUCUAACUACUUCUGGCUCUUCAUCGAAGGUCUCUAUCUCUUCACUUUACUGGUGGAGACCUUCUUCCCUGAAAAGAGAUACUUCUACUGGUACAUCAUCAUUGGCUGGGGAACCCCAACAGUGUGCGUGACCAUCUGGGCGGUGCUGAGGCUGCACUUUGAUGAUAUAGGGUGUUGGGACAUGAAUGACAAUGCUGCCAUCUGGUGGGUGAUAAAAGGACCUGUGCUGGCUUCAAUUAUGAUUAACUUUGUGCUCUUCAUUGGCAUCAUCGUUAUUCUGGUCCAGAAGUUACAGUCCCCAGAUAUCGGAGGAAAUGAAUCAAGUAUUUAUCUGAGGUUGGCUCGCUCCACUCUGCUGCUGAUUCCUCUCUUUGGGAUCCACUACACAGUGUUCGCCUUCUCCCCCGAGAACGUCAGCAAAAGGGAGCGCCUGGUUUUUGAGCUCGGCCUCGGAUCCUUCCAGGGCUUUGUGGUGGCUGUCCUCUACUGCUUCCUCAAUGGAGAGUAUAUCCCUCAAGGUGCAAUCGGAGAUCAAGAGGAAAUGGCGCAGCUGGACGGUGAACAGGUACUUUGCUGUGGACCUGAAGCACCGGCACCCUUCGCUGGCGAGCAGUGGGGUGAAUGGGGGGACGCAGCUGUCCAUCCUCAGCAAGAGCAGCUCCCAGAUCCGCAUGUCCAGCCUGCAGGCCGAGACUCCGGCCACCUGAGCGCCGCCGUUGGGGGCGUCACAUUCGGCACCGACUGCGCUUCUGGACCUGAUGCCACCAAACCCACCACUCCCACCCUCGUACCGAUGACCAACCUCAGCAACCCGUUUCUCAACCCUUACCCCAACCCGUACCCCAAUGACACCAUGAUGGAAACCCAACUCAACUCCAGCGACCCAGAACAGCCUCUAGUCUGAACCUGCGGCACCUGAAACGUGACCAAAUAAUAAAUCCAGUGCCGUAGAAAACUUCUAAAACAUCUCUAAAAGGCAUGAUCGAGGAAUCUAGUGUGUAUCCUUGCUGGAACCUGCAAAAGAAGUGUUGCUGUCUGUCUGUAUAUAUUGUGUUAGUGUUCAAAGCUGUCUGGUGCUACAGAAUUUGUGGGACCAGUUCAUUUCUGCAGCCAGAGAGCUCCAGAGUGUGUGUCCUCUCACACUGAUCAUUCCAGUCUGUCUGAGGACAUUUUUGUCCUUAAGUUUCACACUUUCCUCAAAAUGUAUUUUAGACAAUAACCGUAUUCCUCUUUCAAUGCAGAUACCUUAUCUGCUGUGAAGUGGUUUACCUGAAGAGAGACACUACUGGUCACCCUGGUGUAAAUAUUUCUAAGGAAUGCUUCAAUGAUCGUGAACAUGAAGACUGGUUUUCUUGAUGUUGAGUUGUCUUUUGCUUGUAAAAAAACAAAACAAAACAAAACAACAGCAACAAAAAAACCUGUUGUAUAAUGUCCUCUGUUGCUUUGGACCUGAAAUAAGAACUUGGACUUAACGGUGAUAUAUUUGUGACUUAAAGCCUCUGUUACAAACUGCAGGCGUGACACUGAAUGAGUCACAUGAAAAUAUAUGUGUUGAAUUAUGGGAAACCUAGUAUCCUGCAUUUACCGGAGCUUCCCCCAAAUUCAGCUCUAAAGUUCAGGAAAUAUCUGCCUCUGCUGCUUUGAUUUUCCAUUUUUUUAAGAAUCUGUCUCUAAUGUGUCCCCACAAACACAAAUAAGCAGCAGCACUAAAUAUCUGAAGUGAUCCUUUAAGAGAACCUGUACAGAAAAUACCUUAGAGAGCAGUUAUGGUGACUGCAGCUGAAGAAAUGAAAGUUCACCGUUACAUCAGUAUGAAAAAAAAAUGAACUUUUUACUCUCUUAUCAGCGUUAUUGAUUGAAGUAGGGACUGUGAAGCAGCAGUGGGUUAAUUUCAAUCAUAUCUGGACUUAUUAAAUCCCCCCCCCCCCCCCCCCCCCCCAGUUUAUUCAAUUUCAGUGUUAAAAAAAACAAUGCUCCUUAUCAUUUCUCAACCCCUGCAGCACUCUCGUGUACAAACUGUAUAUGAAAGCUUAAUAUUUCUACCUACUUUUGCGCCCAAGCCUUUGUUAACUGUGCAAACUGUGACUGAUUUAAAACAAUAUAAUGAGUGUUGAAGACAACCAGACUGAGGAUUGUCAAGGAGUAAUUCCACUAACAGGUGAAAUUUGGAAAAGCAGUAUUUGUUGGAAGGACGUAUUUUCUACAGUUGAGUGAAAUGCCAAAAAAAAAAAAAAAGAAAACUGCUAAAAAGCAGCACAAGGGUUAAAUGUUUGACUCUAACAGUCUUCUUCAGAUGUGUGCGCACUGCUGAGGUUUGCUGAAUACGACCACACAUACAAACCUCUUUUAAAUCUCAGCAAUGGAGAGCAGACGUCUGACAGGAGAUACGUUGGAGAUCAGUGUGUCUGUAGUUUUAAACAGCCGUUAGUACAGAAAAUGUCAAUGAAAAUCCGUUCGUGUCUGAAGCAUCAUGGGUUCUACUGCUUGCAUGAAAUUGCAUUUAUUGUCCAUGUGCUUUUGUUGGACUUUUUUGUGAGUGUUUUAAUUGGAUUUCUUUUUCUUCAUGAGUGUUAGCAGGUUGCUGUGGCGUGCUCUCAUACUUAAUCACUUUGUAAAGGCAGAACCUCUUCAGCAGCCUCCUGCAAGAAGUUUCAACAUUGUACUGGUCUAAGUGAAGGUGUGGACCAUCAGAAACAUCACAACAUUUGGCCUUUUUGGGAUAAAACCUUUAGAUUUUUUUCUGAAAACGGACAGCUUGAAAGAUCACUUUUACUCAUUUUGAUUAAUGAGGGUUUCUUUUCAGACAAACCCCUCCUGACACGUCGCAGCAUCUCUUUCUGUCUCUCUGCAGUUAGUGUCUCUGGUGCUGUUUUCUCUCUUUAUGCUUGAAAACAAGCACACUGAGAUGGAUGUUUCUUUAAGAGAGGGAUUUUAAACUCGGGGGUAAUUCUCUCAUUCCAAAGACUAGAAUGAAUCGACUCCUUACUGAGUAUUUGCACGGCCGUAUCCAUUUGUGAAGGCUGAGUUAGCUUUCCAACUGAUGUCACUGUAGAUUUUUCCUUUGGUCUGACACAACUAUCCUCUGAAUCCCAACGCUCGACUCUACUUUGUGUCUGCAAAAGUGCCUUUAAGCACAAAACAAGUAUUUUUGACUUCUGUUGAUGAUUUAAAAAGGAAAGAUUUAUCUUUUCAUUUCAAAACGACACUGCAAAGUAAAGAAAAGGGUUUAACAAAGUGCUUUUAUGAUGCUUAGAACUAAAUCAGUGUUUUAAACCUGGAGGCCUUCAAAGUACUUUAACUCAUGAGAAAGGAUGAGUAAAAACAAGUGUAAACUAUAUUGACUUGGUGGUUCUCAAACCUUUUCUGGCUGUUUUCAUGCCUCCCUACCCCACAGUGUUCAUCAGUUAUUACCACUGAUUCAAAAAACAAACAGUUAAACGAGAAAACAAAUAUCUGAAUUUUAAUGAAACAAAUCUCAGCACAAUAACUUCAGCACACUCUUACAUAAAUCCAACUCAUUCAGUUUAAUUUUCAUUCUUAUUCCUCCUUUGGUCCUUCACACCCCUCAGUUUGAGAACCACUGACUUAAUAUAUAAAUCCAUACAAUAAACCACAUUACAUGUGCAAUAACAGAUAUAUUUUCAUUUUCUUGUUUUUCAGGCACUUUUUUUUUCUCUAUAGCAAAAAAUGGAAAUGACUGGGCUAUAAAAGAUAUCAUUAACCAGAAAAGACCAGUUUUGUACUUUAUAGAAACUGUUUUUCAAAACAUUCUUUAAUUUUACAGAAUUUUUGAUUUGUACUAGAACAGAUAGAGUUUGUUUUAAUUGCAAAUGUCUGAAUUGAAGUGUUUUCUAAAAACAAACUGGAGCUGUAAGACUCCAAAGCAACAACAAAUGACUGAAUUCUUUGAUCAAUGUCAUAGAAAUUUAUCACAUACGUAAUAUUUAUGACGGUAAUAGAAAAGCUCAUCUCCUCAGUUCAGUAUUUUACUGUAGUUGAGUUUUUCUCCUCAUCAGCUGUUUGAAGUCACACAAUAAACCUUGUUUUUAUGAUUUACAGGUAAAAAGACGUCUUGGAAGGAAGCCCUGUAAAAGUAACACAGUCUUAAAAUAAUAGUAAUUAUUCAUUUAAGAUAAAUAGAACAAUGUAAUUGAUUACGUUUGUAGCAAUAGAAUCAGCUAACUGAAGGUCUUCACAGACUAUUGUCAUUUUUUCAGCUAUAUUUGGUCAUUUUAUGACAGUUUUGUCAGUUCUAAGCCCCAAAUUUAGAUUUGUCAGUUUCAGAUUUAUGACCUCAGUUGAUCUAAAUCCAGAUUAAGAUCAAGUGAGGUCAUAAAUCUAAAUUAAACCUAAGAAAUCCACUUUGACUUAUUUAUUUUCUUGGGCAAAAUAUAUUUUAAUAUUAUUGCAUUUACAUCUUUGCAAUAUUGAAUUAUUAUUUUAAAUUAUUAAUAUGGGUGUUUGAUAACAUUUAAUCUCUCUGUGAUGCUUUAUAGUAAACAAUGUUAAAAUGCUAUACCAACAAAUACAUAAUCUUGUUUUUGUGUUGAAAUUAAGUUAGAGCUUCAAUGUUACAAAAAAACUAAUGAAUUACAAAAUUCCUAAAACUAUAAUUGCCUGUUUUAAAAAGAAGUAAUACAGUGGACAUGGCCUCAGUGCUGUAAACAGCAGCCAUGUGUUUAGGUUAACAGUAAACUAAACUGGUUGAACACUGGACAUUUUUAGACAUCUAGAUGACACAGAGCCACUGAGGCCCAAAGUUCACUUCUGACCUUGUGGACUACAAUUUGUUUUAAUUACACCCACAACAAGCUCUGUUUCUAUUUUCAAGUUGCUGUCUUUUGGUACAUAACAAUAUUUUCAUUGAUCCUAAAAUGACUGAUGCCCUUUAACAACUUCUAAUAGAUGAUGGUUUUCAAAUACAUUUUAAUUGUAGAAAAGCCCAAGUAAUGAACUGAGAAACCAUUUUACAGAUGAAUCAAUGAUGGAAAUAAUGAUCAAUUAACGUUAUGAACAAAAUGCCCAGAGCAGCCUCGAAUUGACCAUCUAGUUAUUUUGUCAACGUAAGCAAUUUGCAGACUAUAUUAAGGUCUAAUAUAGUCACAGGGAGAAAAUGUUUGUGUGCUUUCUAGAUGUCUAAAACUCUUCCAACCAAAGGCGUCUUUCGACCUGCAAAUAUCCAAAUCCAUGUUUUCUGGGAGUCCAGGCCACUCAAAGGCAAAGCUGAGAAAAGAAGGGCUGACCGGAAACUGUAUUGUCCUGUUGUUCUGCUGUGUAUGUAUUCAGUGUGACCUGCAAUAAUACCAGUGCAGAUCCAACAGCAGCCAUAAGGGGGCCCUGUUUCAUUAAAGGGCUGGACAAUCACCACCUCUGCUCUGGUUCAGCUGAGCGCUCAGUUGAGUUCAUUUCAAACAUUAUGACAAUCUCACUGGGUCACAAGCCUAUUUUGGAGCAUGUGUUUGUGAAUGCGUUUCUUUGGUGUUACAGUGGGAGUUGGAGCCUUAUAUCGCCAGUACUAUGUUGAUGUCACACAAAGAUGUUGCUAUUAUUCUAAGAAUAAAUAUUCAUUUGAGCCUGUUGUUUUGAACUAUGAAGUAGUUAGUUAAAGUGUUUGAAAGGUCUGUAGCCAACUUUUGUGAUGAAAUAAACUGCAGUUUAAACGUGCAAGACAGAAACAAGCUGCCGGUGUUGUACCUUGUAAAUGGAGUUUUCUGUGGUUCAAAGUUAAUAGCUGUCUUUUCAAAACUUUGCGCUGUGAUUGUUCUCAUUUUUAUAUCUUAUUUUUUUAAUGGUGAUCGUGUUUGCUAAAAGUGUAAAGCCUCCUUUAAUGCCUCUGUACUCUCUAUUAGGCUGAUGCAUGCUUGUUAAAUUGUUUUGAUCUCAUUUGACCAGCAGAUGUAAUCAGAAGGGAGGAUCGAGCUUUCAGGCCAUUAAGGGAAUCUGUGCUUGUUUUAAAUCCGCUGUAGCGAGUGGAUGAGCAAUUAAUAAGCCAGAAGACAGGUAUUGGGUUUCAGCUGUGAAUGAUUUAUCGAAUUGUAGCUCUAGAGUCCCCACAGGACCCAUUAAAUACUUUUCCUUUGAAUGUUAAUCUACUCAGACAUGAGGAAAAGUACAGUGCCAUAAAAACUGCUGUCCUCUUUAUUAUUAUUAUUUUUACUGCAUAGCAUGACAAGGAAAUUGAUUUCAAAUGUUUUUAUUUUGACUUUAUUUACAGUGGUUAUCUUUAUUGAAUUGCUUCAUUGUGUUGAUUGCCUGUUGGAUUCAGUUAAAAGGGAAAAAUGGGGCCCAGCAGUUUGCAUACUGAAGGCUGAAUGUAAAAGUACCUUAAAGCAUCCUGCUGUGAGCCCACUUCUGUCUGCUCAUUAGCUCUUCUUUUUCAUUUGAUCUCUUUCAGUGCACCAUUUUAACUUUUUUCUUUCUUUCUGGUGUACACAUUAGAAGGGUUUUUUGUAGUGGAAGUGAAGACAAUAAAUGUUUUUAACUUGU
Acanthochromis polyacanthus (spiny chromis) is the source of this 7685-nucleotide messenger RNA. RefSeq names its product adenylate cyclase activating polypeptide 1b (pituitary) receptor type I (gene adcyap1r1b). Lineage: Eukaryota; Metazoa; Chordata; Actinopteri; Pomacentridae. Gene Ontology annotation, biological process: adenylate cyclase-modulating G protein-coupled receptor signaling pathway; cell surface receptor signaling pathway. Gene Ontology annotation, cellular component: neuron projection; plasma membrane. The transcript has 14 exons. The coding region runs from base 553 to 2103 and encodes 516 amino acids. The record is from RefSeq and is a predicted model, not a curated record. Gene Ontology annotation, molecular function: G protein-coupled peptide receptor activity; peptide hormone binding; vasoactive intestinal polypeptide receptor activity.